AUGACUUCUUCCCCUGAAGAUGAAGAUUUUAGGGCGUCAAAGAAGACAGUUCGGGUGGCAACUCUGAAAAGCAGCCACCCGAUGGCACUAAAACAUGAGCCAUUGAAAGAGAAUUUGAAGGAGAAGAACAUGGGCCGCAUGAUUAAAUCUGGACAAUGUGGAGUAAUUGGAUCAUCAUGUAAUAUGGCAUGUUCUUCUCCCAAAGUUUACUGCUUUGGAGCUCCGAUCGCGAAACCUGCCACCACGGCCACUUUGAAAAGGCCGCCAAGAAGAGAUGCUCCGAAAAAAUUAGUACAAGAAGCAAACAUAAUACUGCCAAAGGAAGCAAAAAAAGAAGAUCCAAAGGAAGCAACAGUAAGGCUGAGAAGAGAAAGAGAAGCUUCCCGACAAACCAUGGAACUAAUGGAGCAAAACGCUGACGUUGAGUACAAUUUCCGGGUGAUGCUUGAUUUUGCAAAGCUGAUGGGGUGCUGUGUCUUCGACGGAUUUGGAAUGGAUUCCAUGGAGAAAUACAGUGAUGAGUAUUAUUUCGACGAUGAAUCUAGUUGCAGCAGCUGCAUUACAGAAGAAUUAGAAGAAGGAGAAAUAUUUUAA
Messenger RNA from Oldenlandia corymbosa var. corymbosa, 594 nucleotides. The record is from the annotation of a GenBank genome assembly. Lineage: Eukaryota; Viridiplantae; Streptophyta; Magnoliopsida; Gentianales; Rubiaceae.